Molecule: messenger RNA, 3428 nt
Organism: Plodia interpunctella (Indianmeal moth)
Lineage: Eukaryota; Metazoa; Arthropoda; Insecta; Lepidoptera; Pyralidae
Gene: neo
Product: neyo
Exons: 12
Coding region: 287-2542 (751 amino acids)
Source: RefSeq, a predicted model, not a curated record
CAAGUUCAGUGUCUCGUUGAGAGUGGCCGCGACUGUUGCUCGCGACCAGCAUUGCGCGCGCGCGUCAUCCCGAGGACUGUGCCCGCCUGUGAUACACGAACAGUGAAAUUCAUGAACUUGGUGUUGAAUUUGUUUGAACUAUAUAUCACGUGACGCACAUCCUUUCAGUAUCCUGAAUUUUUACUUGCAUUCGGUGACACGGGCCAGUACUGAUUACAUCCAGGCUAAACGUGGACACGGACGGCGGCGGCGGUUAGCGGUAGCGGUUGUGGAUCACAGAUAACGAAUGUUGCCACGGCCUCUCGGCAGAAGUACAAUGCGGCUUAUAAUCUGUUUAGUAUUAGUGGCGUACGUCGCCGAGGCGGCAAAAAAGUUCGAGGGUACGCUAAGAUCAGCGGCUGAAGCGCCCGCGCAAGACAAUCUAGCCGUGGAAUCUGGAACUCCAGAACCAGUAGUGGUGGCCGCGCCACAAGAAUAUAAAAACCCAGGGGCACCACCGUCGCCGCCGCCUAAAAUUAUGCCUGAAGAUCCUGUGGAACCUUCAUCUACCGUCCCUGAAACAGCUUCAGGGGGUGUGCCUCCUUCAGCGCCCAGUGGCAUAUCAGCGCCGUCAGCACCAGCCAACUCAUUGGAAGAGUGCGACCCAGAAAUGAUAGGAUUUGAACUUGUGACUGGGUACGUGUUCUCGGCGCCGUCUCACAUACUAGACGACAUCCCCGGCACUCUCAUGUUGACCGACUGCCUGGAGCAGUGUCAGGCCAACGACACCUGCCGAGCAGUCAACUACGAGACCGGCCUGUGCGUGCUCUUCAGCUCUGACGCGGACCAAUUACCCGGUGCGCUGACAAAGUCUCAAUUCCCGGUAUUCACAAUUUACGCUCAGAAGUCCUGCCUUGGCGUGCGACCGUGUGAGCGCGCUUGGUGCUUCGACCGCGUUCGCGGCUACCACCUCAAGGGGCGCGGUAAGAGGACGCAUACCGUCGGCUCCAGGCAGAUGUGCCUUGAUCUCUGUCUUGGCGAGAACGAGUUUGUGUGCAGAUCGGCGAACUACAAUAAUAAGACUGGGGAGUGUGUGCUGUCGAACAUGGACCGUAUUACAUUGGCGGGAACCAACUCUUUCCAACCGAACGAGGAUACUGACUACCUGGAAAACAAUUGUGUAGAGGAGCCAACCAAAUUAUGCGAAUUCAAAAAGAUGAACGGCAGAAUUCUUAAGACAGUCGACUCUGUAUAUCAAGAUGUACAGACAGUCGAAGAAUGUAGAGAGUUAUGCCUAAAUUCUCCUUUCCGUUGCCACUCUUACGAUCAUGGAGAUACAGGAGACCAUGUGUGUCGUCUAUCUCAUCAUUCCCGCGCCACUCUUGCAGAUAUCCAGGAUCCAUACCUAGAAGUACCAGAAGCAGCUACGUUUGAACUGUCUUCAUGUUACAACGUCUCCAUUGACUGCCGUGCUGGUGACAUGGUUGCCAGAAUUCAAACAUCAAAGUUGUUCGACGGCAAGAUCUACGCUAAGGGCAGUCCCAAUUCUUGUGUUGUCGACGUCAAACAGAGUCUUGAAUUUGAGCUUCCUAUGGGAUACAAUAACAUCGAAUGUAAUGUGAAGCAAAAUGGACUUGGCAGAUACCUCAAUGACGUCGUUAUUCAACAUCAUGACACCAUUGUGACAUCUUCCGAUCUUGGUUUAGCAGUUACAUGUCAAUAUGAUCUGACAAACAAGACGGUUGCCAACGAAGUCGACUUGGGUAUUCGCGGUGACAUAAAAACGGGACUGACAGAGGAAGUGACUGUGGAUUCACCAAACGUUGCCAUGCGGGUUACAGACAGAAGUGGAGACGACACUAUCACUUCAGCUGAAGUCGGGGAUCCUUUGGCCCUUCGUUUCGAGAUCAUCGACCAGAAUUCACCUUUCGAAAUCUUCGUGCGGGAGCUCGUUGCUAUGGAUGGAGUAGACUCAAGUGAAAUUGUACUAAUCGACAGUGACGGUUGUCCGACAGACGACUUCAUUAUGGGACCAGUAUUAAAAUCGGCGCCAAAUGGAAAGAUGCUGUUGUCACACUUCGACGCUUUCAAGUUUCCCUCAUCAGAAGUUGUACAAUUCCGUGCCCUGGUCAGCCCCUGUAUGCCAAGUUGCGAGCCAGUACAAUGUGAUGGUGGCCCGAAUGAACUCCGCUCUGUCAUGUCCUACGGUCGCAGGAAGAGGCGCUCUACUCCUACUGCGCCCACUGAUGACAUGCUUUUAGUGCAAACAAUCCAAAUCACUGACAAGUUCGGAUUCGAUAAACAACGUGCCAAGAAUGUAACUGAAGACUCCGUGUACAUCAGAGAAACAGAUGUUACCUGUGUGAACGCAGCGGGAGCUAUGCUCGCAGCAGCUGUUUUCUUAGCAGCCCAACUAGUCGUACUAGCAGCUUGGACUUGCAGUUGGCAGCGCCGCCGUGCGGCUUCUAAAGCCGCAGAACUUCUUCCCGGACCUAACGCCCCCUCUGCCCUUUGCAAAGUCUACGAUGCCAGUUUCUCGCGUGCACACCAGAGGCACUUCUGAGUAAUUGCAGGUAUAUCGCUGCGUUAAGCGUCCGCAAUAAUAGUUUAUUUCGUUAGUUUAAAAACCCCCGUCGAGUCCCGGCUCGUAAGGCCGACGUUUUGCCAGAGUGACACGUCCACCUUUCACGAAGCGUAGGACAGCGAUAGCGGUUAUUUAAUGGUAGUGUCCGAAGGCUCCAGAGUCUUUCGCUACGUACGGGCGAGGAUUUUGGGAGCCCACACCUCGGAGGCGGGGACGACCAGAAGAGCGUGAGUGUCUGUUGAUGGAUGUGAGAGGCGACUUGGAGCCCAGUGUGAUAGUCCGUGGAAUGAAUGUUGUUUUGUUAGAGAACGUUCGCUUGUCCCCAUCUCUAGAGUUGUCGGCGGGACCGUGGCCGUGUGUCGUUAUCAAGAUCAUGUCGCUCAUUCGUUUAACUUUACGCUCGGAAAUCCUUCCGCGGAAGUCCGAGAACGUAUUGUACCAUAUUUGUUUUUAAAAGUAGCAUAAGCCUGAUUUUAAUUAUAGUGAUAAGUAAAAAGUAACAUUUCAGUACCUUGUAAGUAGAUAACCGAACGUGCGACCUAAGUCAAGAGACGAUGGAUUGACGGCCGUCCCGACAUCGUAACUUAUUUAAUUUAGAAUAGAUUCUUUUUACAUAAUUUAUAAUUGAGCAUUGAAUAAUAUCUAUUUAAUAAAUUCCUAAUAUAAAUGAAAUACCUAAACAAAUAGUAGCGUAUAAAAAAGACUUAAGAAUGUGCUAUGUCUCCGCAGUGAAAACUGAAAGUAUUUUAAUAUACAUACACCUAGUGCCUUAAAAUCUAGAUGUUAUUUUAAUAAAACCCUGUAAUCAUUUAUUCCUGAUUCAUCCGUCCAAAUUGUCAAUACCUAAAAUAAAUCACAAAAUAUA